This is a messenger RNA of Varroa destructor (honeybee mite), 6344 nucleotides long. RefSeq lists its product as uncharacterized. Lineage: Eukaryota; Metazoa; Arthropoda; Arachnida; Mesostigmata; Varroidae. The record is from RefSeq and is a predicted model, not a curated record.
CGAGGGUCUGCUAGAUUCGUAGCCGGUUCGAAAUACAAAAAGAAAACAUGCUGCUUCCUCAUGCGCAACGUUCUGAACCAUAUGAGAUUGUCAACAAGGAAAGAGGUAAACAUAUUCGAUUUGCCUGUACUGACUGUGCAUGGGUGUGCUGAGUGUGGUGUUUUUAAGAUUAGAUUUUGUAAGUAUACAUUUUGUAUAAAGUAGUUUAUCGGCGAAUUGAAUUUUAGCAGUGCAUAGCCAUCGACAAUUGAUGCGGCGUCUCGUGGACAAUAUUUACAUUGAACAACGCAUAAAUUCUAGAAGAUAAAAUGGACAGAGCUGUACCUGGAAACGGGUGCUUGUAACUUCGUGUGCAAUAAUUAUUCGCACAUUUAUUGAGAUUUUAGUUGGAAAAUUCGAUGCAAAAGAGUCAUUCUGCAAAAAAACCGACUUGAGGAGGUCAGUUGUCCUAAAGCGAACUUCUGACAUAGCAUCAAUCUAUCUAGCUGUGGAUAAAAUAGCUUGUACAAAAUCGAUACCCAAAAACGUGAUCAUUAAAUAUUCCCUGGUCACCCAAAGGUAGCUGUUCCUAAUAAACUGUGCCAAUUUGAAAAUUGUAAUUUGUGUAGAUAAAUACAUUUUAGUUGUUUAUACACUGAUACUCGAGAGUUUCCAUGGCUCUGGGAUUCGGCAUCGAACCGUUAAGCCUUCAACAAGAUUUUUUGAUAUGAUGAUAUUAGUUGCGUCCAAAGCGGUCUUCUUGUGUGGUCUAAAUGUUUUAAUAAUAAUGCAUAUGAAGUCCUAAUCUAAAGGUGAAAAAAGAUAUUUGAGCUGUGGGUCUAUUGCUCUCGGUUACUGCAUUUGUUAGAUAGCCUUCUCACACUUUCAGGUGUUCAAGGUAACUGAGCGUUUUCUUCGAUCCAGAGGAUCGCUUUUUCCACUGAUUCGAAUGUUCCGCACAUGUUCAAGUAGGCCGAGAGAUAAAGAAAAAAUCAAACUAUUUGAGUAACCGGUUUUGAAAAAUGUAUACCAAUCGUUUUUUUUUUUCAUAGGUCAUAGGUAACUGAAAAUUCUGAUAGUGCAUCAUCCAAGCUGGAAUUUCGCACACACUAAUGUCUCAAGCACGAAUCGUCGUUCAUCGUUCCGAGGAGGGGGAAUCCUAUCCGCCAAAGGAUGCUCGGAUGUCAACAUGGCCUUCGACGGUCGUGUAUGAACACAACUAUGGUGUAACGUACCAUCCCGUGGAACCCCUUGUAAAACAAACAGUUCAAAGCGUUUCUGUGCCAGUUCAGGAAAACAAUAUUCUUACCCCAAACGAAGUGACCCACUUUCACAAUGAAAGCAAUAGAAUGUCCACUUUCCCUGUUGAGAGUGAAGCACCACUUGCUUUCCUCUAUCGGGUGAAGCGUUUUAAUCCCAAGGGCGGGUCACUCUGCAAUCUCCGAUGGUGGUGCGACGCCUACGGCCCAUAUCAGCUCGACGACGGGACGGGCGAACAUGGUCUUGGCCCAUUUUGGAUGCAGGCUGAGUCGCCGAGUAAUCCAUUCAACGUGGCGUGUCCUAGAAGUGCCAAUAAGGCUAACCGAUGUCCAGCUCGAGUCAGCUUGAAAGCCGAUGGAACCUUCCAUAAAAGACGUCAUUUCCACAACCAUCCACCUGAAAAUGAGAUGCCACCGCCCCUCGAGGGUGAAUUGCAACUGCCCGCACUUCUACCGUCUUACGAUCAGGUGGCCGCGAGCGUCAUAACUACACGUGUCCAGAAAGCACACAGAGGUGAAACUACUUCUAGUACAUUAGACCAGCAGUAUCAGCGAAGCGAACCGCAAUCUCAGCAACAAGCGAUUGUCCAGUUGUGGGACGAAGGAGCCAAACAAAUGACCGAGUUGGCAGUCACGGACAAGAACAUUCCGAAAAUCGCUGAACUUGCGCAAGUCGUCCAGGAAGAUGGAGUAAAUGUUAUUCAGUGCCCUCUUACUCAAUGUAACCGAAGCGUCGGAAAUCGUUCUGCUCUACAUAAGCACCUUAAUACGCAUCUUCACGAGUAUCAACGGCGAAGUACAUCUAGUCGUGGCUGUGACGACAAAUUGUGUCCACUAUGCCGAAGUAAAAAUGAUUCUUACGAAGAUCUUAUUAAUCAUAUUGUUAACGACCAUGAUACGCGCCUAGAAUGCACGGAGCACGAAUUUGAAACAAUGUGGGAUUUCAAACAAUGGAAAGAAAAAGUCGAACAAGAAGACGAAGCCAUGUUUCAAUUGGGAAGAUGGGGCGCUGGACACUACAGUUGCAGUCGUGGUGGUACGAAGACUGUGAAGUCCAAUCGACGACCUCGAUUAGGUUUUGAAUGUCCAGCAGCUAUUGUGGUACACUCUAACAAAACUCACGGCCAACCCAGCCGCAUACAGGUUACCUACUGGCGAACCCAUAUAGGUCACGCACCUAGUCUAGUGGAUAUUCGUAUGCCAAAGGAACACGUCGAAUGGAUCGUGUCCCUUCUCAAGAAUGGUCAUUCAAUCCGUUCGAUUAUUGCAUACGGCGCAAGCCAGUAUCUUGGGCCACCGUUGAGCAAAAUCCAUAUGCUGACUGAACGAUACCUUCGGUACGUCAUCAACGACGCCAUGGCCAGUGCGGAUAAAAAGAAAACAACACUGAAGUGCCCAUCUGAUCCACCUAAAGUCUACGAAUACGGUAACGUCGACCAAUUGAGAGUUGCCUUGGCAGGGAUAAUUCACGACGAAAUGAUACGUGAAGAUGAGGCACUGCGAUUAGCAGAAGAGGCAGCUUUUCCACAGGAGACAGGGCAGGUCACUGGAAAACGAAAGCGGCGGUCGACCAAAUGUGUCCUCGAUAAUGAUGAGGCCGAUCAGUGGACGCGGGGACCUGCAAGGCAUAAUGAUAAAUGCUUGACGGCGUACGAUGUGCUUGAACACACGGAAUCGGGCAGGUAUCAGGUACUAGGUCAUGGAUAUAAAUCCAUUCAUAAAGGCGAACAACCAUCAACUGUGGUGGUUUUUCCUAGAAAAUCGAGCCACGUGUCAUGUGAAAGGAAGUGUCCUCAGUGCCAAGUUUGUGUACACCGAUAUGGCUGCACAUGUCGUUGGUACAUGAUGCAUAGCCGAAUGUGCGCACAUAUUCAUCGGGUUGCGAGCUUGAAAGGUGCUCCGUCUUCAGAAUAUGUCGACCCAACGGUCGCGGGGGCAGAUACCCUGGGCUUGCAGGAAGCUCUGAAUCGUUUACAGAAUCUUAAUCGGCGUGAAAGACUUAAGCCGUUAGAGCCUCUUAUUAACGAGCUCUUUCAACUCAUGAAGAGCGACCAUGGUGUCCAUCCCGAUGAGUUGGAGUCUUAUGUUCGUCAAGGCAUAGAAAUGAUGCGCCGUUACCGACCCAUACAACUCACCCGUGAUGACGAAGCGCUUCGGGGAAUCCAGCCUCUUAAAGCGACGGAAGCUCGUCUCUUUUUGCGCAAUCGUCACCCAGAGCAAAAGCGGUACAAGAUUCUUGCGACGAACUGGGAUAUCGACCCAAAGGUGAGAGGUUGCAAAGGUGGCGUUAUGGUCCAGAUUGAUGGUGUUUUUAAGCUGAUUCCGACCUGGAAGGCAAGCUCGAACACUACACGAGCCCUAAAUAGUCGCAUGGAUAACGCUUCGGUUUCAAACUCUGUAAGAACAAGUCAAGUGAUGCCUAACAAUAGUAAUCCUUCAACUGCUCCAGCGACAUCUUCAGACGAAACAACAACAGUUUACCAGUCGCAGGCUGUAACGAUGACGACAUCUAAGGAAGUGGCAAAAUGCUCAUACGUCUCAAGGAAUCCUUUAAAAGAAUCAACUGAGAAGCCAACUCGAAGGAAGCGAGCUGGAUCUAGACAGUCCGACACGAGUGAAGAUAGUGCCCGGCCAUCAAAACGACCAACGUUGCAGAGCAAAAAGGAGCGGCCGCUGCCAGCUUUAAUGGCAUUGUCAGACAGCCUAACUGCCCAUGGUCCCUCAGACAGGAUUCUGCAGCCACAGUCCAGCCAAAGAAAGGUAGUCGUCGUGAAGAUUGCAAGAGUUGGGGGCGAACAUCCGGAGGUGAAUCCCUCCACGUCUUCAGCUCUGCAUAUCUAUCCUGAAUCGACGAAUGUAACGCAAGCACUCUCAUUGUCAAACAUAGAAUCUGCAGGUGAACACAGAAAAGCUACUUCUAUAAGCAUCUGUGUGGCCAAGAACCCGGCUUCAAGCGGAGAAAUUGAAAUGUCAUCAGUUGACACGACCCUACGAACUUCACGUGCUAAUCUCGGAGGACCAGCAGUUUUUGGGACACAGUCCAGUAUGAUAGGAUCAGCUCACAUAAUUGUCGAAGGAACCCCUUUGAUGGCAUCGGGCAAUCAACUGUUAGAACCCAGCGAAGAGGAACGACGAAAUGGCGUCGACAUGUUUGUGGCUCAGUUGUAAUCUUUAGGAGACAUACUUUCUUAUGCUAAACAAUGUGACAAAUCUUGUCUAGUAUCUAAAUAUGUGGAGUAAUAAUGUAGUUAAGCAAUUUAGCACGUUAGUGAAAAUGCUGGGUGCUACAUAGAAAUAACAAAAAUUUCAUUGUAGAUAUGAAAAGAUCGGCCUGCAUCUUCUACAGUUAGUGUAAAGUAUGAAAAGAGCGGCUUUCAACAACCUUUUGUAGAGAAGAAAGUGGACUUGGAUGGCCACUUCUGUUGUAGCGUGAACAACGUUCGUACAAACAUAAAGCGUUUUAGCAUAAAAGCGCACUGCUUUUAGUGAAUGGAGUGACCUGACGUUUUCGUAACUACUAUGGUGACAAGGUUCUGUAUAGUACAUAACACAGGCAACUUACCUUGAAAACAAAGUGCUUUCAAAAGUGCCGUGUUGCAUCUAUUUGCAUGUUAAGUCUUGUAAGGAACAUCGCAAAUAUCACACUAUUGAACAUCUCAUGUUUACUUUUGACUGGAAAUGUGAAAUAUUUCAUCUGUUUUUGGUAAUCAAUGCGGACGUACUGUCACACUAACAGUAAGCAUCGAUGAUAUGUAAAAUCGAUGAAUUUGGUUCCAUAUGUUAAUGCGGAAUAUAGUUAAAACGCCAAAACGUAUAUGCAGUCAGUUUCACUAAAAAAUGAGUCAUUUUCAACAGUUCUAGAGGAACAGACUUAGGUUAGAAUAUCAAGCGACCAUGAGCUUCUUUCAGGUUGGAUCUAAGUCAGGUUGAUAUGCUUGUGAUAAAUAUCUUCUACAAAAAAGUAUGUUUGACACUAUGAUGUUGCAAAGCUUUUUUAUUAGCUGUACAGCCCGAAAAAAAUUAUAAAUCUUAAAGUCAUCAUGUACAUAUGAACGCGCCCUUUAGCUUUCCUGGUUGUCUUUCUGUGAGUGUCACACAAUUAUCCAUAUUAUUGUGCAUAUUGAAAAUCGGUAUUGUACGGCCAUAGAAUUAAGCCAUGGGCAAUAGCAGUGGUAAACUAUUGCUAACGCUUUUUUUGCAUCCGUUAGCUGAUUUUGUAUAAGAGGAGAGUGGUAUAGGCUUUUAAUGCAUUUUGGCUCAGAAAUAUGGCUUGUUUAUGAGCCUAAUGCACCUCAGCCGAUGAUACCUUGGCUCGUGAAAAACCCUUCGUGUAAAUAGUCGGAACUAGACAAUUCGCCUCAGACUCAUUUUUGCAUUGUACAUAAACCCUGUAAUAUGCCAAAUCUACAGCAGCCAACUAGUGUCACACUGUCAAAUAAUGUUCGCUUGAUUUGUUUGUCACCUAUUAAUCUCCUCAAAGCUAAAAUCACUUUAGUAUAGAUGACUUCAGUGGAAUCUGUUUAUUGAGGUAAUUGGUCAUUGUUUACACAAACAAUUUUUUGCGACAGUGUUGCAGCAUUUAAUUAUGUUACUUCCUAUUGUUGCAUUUUUGCAUGAUAUAUUCGUUAAAAUGACGCAGACAUUAUUUUAGAUUAUCUAAUGGUUGAUUCUAAUGAUGACCCAUCACGUGGCGUGAGAACCAACAGAUACUUGUAGAUUGUAGCUUACGUUUCGGCCAAUAUUAAUCAAAACUAUGCUCUCUAAUUCCUAUUCUCAUAAUCUGAAAAUAUUUUAGGUAGUAGAUAUUCGCUGUGGUCCAAAUUAAACAAGGAAGCAGCUGAUUUAUUUUAUUCUGAAAUUCAGGAAUCUAACUUACUUCUCAAAAAAGUUUCAACUUCCUUUAUCUAUCAUGGUAUCAUCACAUCAAUGGAAUGUGUGUGCUAAUGUUGUAAUUAUAGAGGCGUGCUUCAAAAACGCCAUCCGCAGUGAGUGUUUAACUGCCACAUUGACACUCAGAAGUUUCAGCCCUGCAAGGAAAAAACUAAGUUCAGCGGAAAUAAAAACUUAAUACUUUAAUUACAGGAAAUGUUUUUCUAAUAUGUAGCU